AUGAAAGUGUACAGUGUUCUCCUGCUGUGGUGCACUUUGAUGCAUGAAUGGCCAUUGUGCAUGAGUGAAGAGAAAAAAUCAUUACCAGCAAACAGUGUGAAUCCUUGUUGCUACUACCCCUGUCAGAAUCUGGGCAUUUGUAUAAGAUAUGGACUUGAUAGAUAUGAAUGUGACUGCACUAGAACGGGGUACUAUGGAGAAAACUGCACUAUUCCUGAGUUCUGGUCCAGAGUCUAUAAUCUGGUGAGGCCAAAUCCUAAUGUGGUGCACUACAUCCUGACCCACUUCCAGUGGGUAUGGAACAUCAUCAAUAACACCUUCCUGAGAGACUUCCUCAUGCAAAAGGUGCUCACAGUGCGAUCAAACCUAAUUCCCAGUCCUCCCACCUACAACUCCAAGUAUGACUACCUGAACUGGGAAUCGUAUUCCAAUAUUACCUAUUAUACCCGAAUUUUGCCUCCAGUGCCACUGGACUGUCCAACGCCUAUGGGGACCAAAGGGAAAUUGGAGCUUCCAGACCCAAAACUGAUAGUGGAGAAGUUCUUGCUGCGGAGAAAGUUUCGGCCAGACCCACAAGGAACAAAUUUAAUGUUUGGCUUUUUUGCUCAGCACUUUACGCACCAGUUCUUUAAGACACACAAUCGAAUGGGACUGGGCUUUACUAAAGGUCUUGGCCAUGGGGUAGAUGCUGGACAUAUCUAUGGUGAUAACCUUGCACGGCAGCUGGAUCUUAGACUUCAUGAAGGUGGAAAGCUGAAGUACCAGAUCAUAAAUGGGGAGAUGUACCCACCUACAGUGGCUGAUACCAAUGUGAACAUGAGCUACCCUCCAUCAGUGCCCCCAGAAAAGCAAAUGGCGAUCGGCCAGGAGGUCUUUGGUCUUCUCCCAGGCUUAAGCAUGUACGCCACCUUGUGGUUAAGAGAGCAUAACCGUGUAUGUGACAUCCUUAAGAAAGAGCACCCCAUCUGGGAAGAUGAGCAACUCUUUCAGACCGCCAGACUGAUUAUUAUAGGUGAAACCAUUCGGAUAGUUAUUGAAGAAUAUGUGCAGCAUCUGAGCGGCUACCUUCUCAAGCUAAACUUCGAUCCCACCUUACUCUUUAGUUCUCAGUUCCAGUACCAGAACCGCAUCGCUGUGGAGUUUAACCAGCUGUACCACUGGCACCCACUUAUGCCGGACAGCUUCAUGAUCGAGGGAACUGAGUUCACAUACUCUCAGUUCUUGUUCAACACCUCCAUCCUCACUCACUACGGAGUGGAGAAACUAGUGCAGGCUUUCUCAGUUCAGCCAGCAGGACAGAUUGGAGGUGGUCGUAAUAUACCAUCAACAGUGGCCAGAGUGGCUGAAGGGGUCAUUAAAGAAUCCAGAGAACUUCGGUUACAGCCUUUUAAUGAGUACCGAAAAAAAUUUAACCUAAAACCAUACACAUCAUUCCUUGAAUUUACAGGUGAUAAGGAGAUUGCUCGUGAGUUGGAAGAGCUCUAUGGCGAUAUUGAUGCUCUGGAGUUCUAUCCAGCACUGUUGUUAGAGAAGACCCGACCUGGCGCCAUAUUUGGACAGAGCAUGGUAGAAAUGGGAGCACCGUUUUCUUUAAAAGGUCUUUUGGGAAACCCUAUAUGUUCACCAGUGUACUGGAAGCCCAGCACUUUUGGAGGUCAGACUGGCUUUAAUAUUGUCAAGUCGGCAAGCCUGAAAACACUGGUCUGCCUCAAUUCCAAGUGGUGUCCGUAUGUAUCAUUCCGUGUUCCUCCAUCAGGCUAUCAGCCGGAAAAAUCCAGUGGGUCUCAUUCUGAAUUGUAGGCAACAUGAAAAACUCUCCAUCUGAUGAAAAUAUUAGAUGAUGAAAAGUUGCUGAUUUUAAUGCUGCACCAGUUUGUGUUUACAUAGUUGACUGACCAUUCAUUUAUGUUGUUGUUUAAUAAAUUAGCUACUGUAUUAGUAUCUGUUAGACCUAUGUAAUACAGUGCCUACAAGUUAUUUAUGAAGAAGAAUGCUGAAUGGUGACUUUUUAAUGUAAAAUAUACAAGACCGGCAUGUUACACUUCCUUACAGAUACACUAAUGACUGUUUUAUAGGACACUUACCAUAUGAAUGUACUUAGUAGUAAUAAUCAAGCUUACUAUGGCAUACACAUUUCAAAUCAAAUGGCAUUACUGUAAGACGUUAGUGAAUCACCUGGGUUGUGGCAACAGUUUGAAAAGAGAGUGUAACUAGCUACUCCACAACACUUCUGUACUACUAAAUAAUUUUACUAGUCACUGAGUGGCCCACUACACUUCAGUCAAAAACAGUCCACUAUUUAAAUCUUGUUAUUAAUGGACACAUUAGGUGUGUGACAAUUUGUAUGUAUUAGUUAGUGACUUUUUUACGAAAGGUUUUUAAUAAUUAAAUAGCCAGUAAGUAUGUGUACAAGGUAGAUGUACCUAAUAAGUUGGUCACUGAGUGUUUAAUGUAAUGUGCUGUCAUAUAAUAAAACCACUUAGGAAUUAAAGAGGACAGUAUGAUUGUUAUACAAUGAGGAAUGCUGUGAUCACCAUUGCAGCAGAAUGUUACUUAAUUGUUCUUUUUAAACACCUAUACUGUUCAAAUCAAUGAUGUUUUUGGACAAGCUAAGUCGUGAAAUGAUCUUUGCUGUUUUUGAAGUUGAUUUCUUGAACUCGGGGUUCUUAGUAUUCAUUUGGUUUGAAAAAGAGUGAAUGUAAACAUUGCUGAGGUUGAGUUUUCAG
Messenger RNA from Trichomycterus rosablanca, 2726 nucleotides. It is a transcript of the gene ptgs1, whose product is annotated as prostaglandin-endoperoxide synthase 1. Gene Ontology annotation, molecular function: peroxidase activity; prostaglandin-endoperoxide synthase activity; heme binding. The record is from RefSeq and is a predicted model, not a curated record. NCBI's taxonomy places the organism in Eukaryota, Metazoa, Chordata, Actinopteri, Siluriformes, Trichomycteridae. The transcript has 11 exons. Gene Ontology annotation, biological process: response to oxidative stress; cyclooxygenase pathway. Gene Ontology annotation, cellular component: cytoplasm; neuron projection. The coding region runs from base 1 to 1800 and encodes 599 amino acids.